Messenger RNA from Cherax quadricarinatus, 2711 nucleotides. Its product is annotated as ADP-ribosylation factor-like protein 4C. Gene Ontology annotation, cellular component: cytoplasm; plasma membrane. Gene Ontology annotation, molecular function: GTP binding; GTPase activity. The record is from RefSeq and is a predicted model, not a curated record. NCBI's taxonomy places the organism in Eukaryota, Metazoa, Arthropoda, Malacostraca, Decapoda, Parastacidae. Gene Ontology annotation, biological process: intracellular protein transport; vesicle-mediated transport.
GUUUGGUGGAGAUGAUGUGGAUGGCGGGAUAUGGCACUGGUGGCACCCGUGUGGCCGCUGGCGCUGGCAGUGGCUCAGUCGAGGGUGAGUGAGCGUAGCGCCAAAGAGAAAAUAACCCAGACGCAGUGGUUCCCGUGUUGCCGUGGCUGGGACUGAGGGCCACGUAGUGCCAGCGAUGCCAAGAGCUUUCGUUGCCCUGAGCGCCAGUGUGGGGCGGGAGUACCGGGGGUGACCUACUGCCGCUGCUGCUGCUGCUGCUGCUUGUUCUGUUGUUUCGCAUGAUGAAUGACCCAUCACGGGCACCUCAGUACCAGAUGGGUUGCUCAACAGCACAACAAUGUGAUGACGUGAAAAGAAAAGCCUGAAAAACCUAACGCGAUUCCAAAGGACACACGAGAAGUGCAUGAGAAGAGCCUAGGAGUGGUGUUAGAAGAGCAUGGGAGUGGUGUUAGAGGACCCUGAGAGUGGUGUUAGAAGAACCUGAGAAUGGUGUUAGAAGAAGCUGGCCGGUAGUAGUAUGGUAAACAGUAGCGAGGGUGGAGUGAGGUGUCUGCAGCAGUCUCCACACCCACAACAAACACUGAGUCACCACAGCUGCGACUCCACCAUCAUCCAUCACUCUCUGAGGGACACUGACGAGUCAUAAUGUUUUGCUACAUAGUGAAUGAGUGCUAGAAGGGAAAUGUAUUCAAAGGACUUCAAAAAGACACGUGAUAAUAUCCGUCAACAAGAGACUAGAUAUAAAGUAAGGAUCUAGAGAAAGAUAAAAUAAAGAGGGAAAGAGUGAGAUAAACAGGAGAAAACCUACCUCGACUAGACUUGCCCAAGAGCUCGGGGGGUGGGUGGUCAUUUUGACCACCACCUGGAGGGACCUCCACCUCAGAAUGGGGGUGAACAUGGGCAAGGGUGGAGGGGGAGGUGGUGCCCACGGUGGGAGUAGUGGAGGGGGAAUCCUCGACGCCCUCCACCUCACCCAAGGCACCCUCCACAUCGUCAUGCUGGGCCUCGACUCGGCUGGCAAGUCGACAGCCCUCUACCGCCUUAAGUUCGACCAGUACCUCAACACCGUCCCCACCAUCGGCUUCAACUGCGAGAAAGUCAAGGGCCUGUCCGGCAGGGCGAAGGGCACCAGCUUCCUGAUCUGGGACGUGGGUGGUCAGGAGAAGAUAAGGCCACUGUGGCGCUCCUACACCCGCUGCACUGACGGUAUCGUCUUCGUGGUAGACUCUGUCGACCUGGAGAGACUAGAGGAGGCCAGGUGUGAGCUCUACAAAACUGCGAAGUUACCCGAGAACGCACAGGUUCCAAUCUUAGUGCUAGCCAACAAACAGGAUUUGCCAGGAGCCAAGGAUCCCUUAGAGAUUGAGAGGCUACUAGGGAUAGCAGAACUGGGCAACACUCAUCUCUGGCAUAUACAGCCAGCGUGCGCCAUCACUGGAGAAGGUCUGGACGACGCUCUGGAACACCUCUACGAGAUGAUCCACAAACAACGACGUCUCUCCAAGACUAGCAAGAAGAAGCUAGAUGAUCCUCCACCUCCGACUAGUUGGUCGCCCCCCAAGCCAGCUGUCGGUCGCCUUCGCUGCCCUCGUCGUCGUCGUAUUCGUCGCCAUCGCCACCUCCGUCGUCGACAUCGUCGUCGUGGUGUUGUUGCUGGUGGGGAGGGAGAAGUCGGGCUACCUAUGUGUAGUGUUUCCUGCCAGCUUGAGUGAAGACUAGUUUCCAGCUCUCCUGUUGGUGAUAAUAUGACCACCCGUCAUCUUUAUGUUGUAGGUGGUGUGAGGGAUGGUGGUGCCACUACGUUGUGCUCCUACAGGUGGUGAUGGUGGUGCUGCUGCAGGUGGUGGCGAUGAUAGUGCCGCUGCAGGUGGUGGUGGUUCCCCUGCUUGAUACUGUUGCUUCGUUUUGAUGCUGCAGGCGGUACUACCGCUGCUGCUACAGGUGGUGGUGCCGCUGUGUGCUGCUGCUGGAUGGGAUCCUGCAGUGGGGAAUAGGAAGGGGUAGAAUUCCCAAAUCCUAAUCCCACCAUUCCCAGCUGGGGGAGCUAACUGGAAUACGAAUCCUCGAAACAAUUACCAUUAUCACGGGGAAGCGUAAGGUCCACACAGCACUUGGGGGAAUGAGAGGCAAACAGAUCUAAUCUGAGAAAAGAGAGAGCCCAGUUCUUUGAAUCAAGAGCCCUUCACUGACACCCAGGCACCUCCCUUCAGGGGAUUAAUCAGUGUAGAGUUAGAUAACAGCGAAUAAUGUCUUUCAAGAUGUCUGUUAAGAAAGCUUAUAUAUUUGGAAGCGCUUGACCCGCAGGGAUUAUACAGCGCCUAGGGAGUGGGUGGUAAUUAGUUAAUUUGAACCAAUUCUUACGAACAAGAGCCCUUGAAGACACCCUCCCACAUAUAACUGAGAUAUAUAUUAGAGAAUAACUCGGUGUUUAUAUGACUUGAUUUAUAUGUCUUAACUGCCUUGUUUAUAUCAUUUAUCCUCUAUUCCAGACGUAAAUAAGGAAAAACGAUAAUUGUGGUGAAUGGUUGAUGGGAAGAGUACGUAGAUAAUUAGAAGUUUGGACUGGACACACAAGCUAGAUAAGAAGGUUGGAUUAGAUUGAAAACUUUAUAUAAAUGCUAGGAUUGGACGGAAUAGGCUAGAUUAGGUUAGGACUGACUUCCAGGAGGCUGCGCCUGGUUGUGAUAAAGAAUUUAUAUAAUGUAUUCAAA